GCCAGGCACGACCUAUGGGGGCACGACGAGAUCGGGGUGGGGGGAUGGGCGACCGCUCCCUGCAAGCCCUUCGGCAAUUGGCCGCGGCCAGAGAUUCGAAGUAACAACCCGCGCUCCGAUUGGCUCCGCCGACUCCCACGAGGGGUCGCAUGCAAACGAUUCGCGAGAGGGUUUAUUGUGUCUCCGCCGUUCGCGAUCCGAAAUUGUUUCGUACCUGCUUCACUUCUACAAUCACACAAGGACGCGGAAAAAAUGGCUGGUGGCAAGGCAGGAAAGGACAGUGGCAAAGCCAAGGCGAAAGCCGUGUCCCGCUCGCAGAGGGCCGGACUGCAGUUCCCCGUGGGUCGUAUCCACAGGCACUUGAAAACUCGCACGACCAGCCAUGGUCGCGUAGGAGCCACGGCAGCCGUGUACAGCGCCGCCAUCCUCGAGUAUCUCACCGCUGAAGUACUAGAGUUGGCGGGCAACGCCUCCAAAGACUUGAAGGUGAAGCGUAUCACUCCCCGUCACUUGCAGUUGGCCAUUCGUGGCGACGAGGAGUUGGACUCCCUUAUCAAGGCGACGAUUGCUGGAGGAGGUGUCAUUCCCCACAUCCACAAAUCCCUGAUCGGGAAGAAGGGCCAGCAGAAGACUGCAUAAAUGCCACGGUGACCAGAAGUUUCGGGGCUCGGGCUUUGAUCGGACCAGGAGUUCACAUUUGUUUUUUUUAAUUAAUAUUAUAGUAAAACGAGGAGUGAUUGUUAGGCUUUCUGUUUGUUAUAUUUUCCCCAUAACUAGAUUUUAAAAAAGUACAUUAAAACCCCUUAACGACAAGAAAAAAAACCUUUGUAUGUUAUUGUAGAACGUUUGACUGGGGAGAUCAGAAUUAUUUCAAAUGUUGACAGUGAAUUUGUUUGAUUGGCCUGGGACUCUGUAAUGUUUUAUACUGAAAAAAGAAAUUGUUAAACCGUUUUUUAUAUAAAAAAGAAACCAACUUG
Molecule: messenger RNA, 977 nt
Organism: Scophthalmus maximus (turbot)
Lineage: Eukaryota; Metazoa; Chordata; Actinopteri; Pleuronectiformes; Scophthalmidae
Product: histone H2A.V
Exons: 5
Coding region: 253-639 (128 amino acids)
Cellular component (GO): nucleosome
Molecular function (GO): DNA binding; structural constituent of chromatin; protein heterodimerization activity
Source: RefSeq, a predicted model, not a curated record